CGCGGUGGCCGACGGGAGCAGACGUGUCGCGUGUAGUGUGUGAUUAGUGUUUCCUGCGCCGCGAGAAACAUAAUACCGAUGCAUCAGCCGUCGAGAUGAGCGGUGUUGUCGCGCCGCCGGCCCGCGCCUGUCUGUCUCGCGCGCGCCCCCUCUCUCGCACCUGACCCCCCACUAUCCCCCGGCACCUUCACCCCCACCCCCACCCCCCCUCUGCCCCCUGGGACACCAUGCCGCGCGCUGAUUGGCUCGCGCGCUGUCUACGCACCGCCCCGCUGCGCAAGCGCACCUCCUCCUCGCUCGUAUACUUCGCAUUUAUCAUAGCCUUCCCCUUGACCGGCAGCACCGAGUGGAGCAGCUCUGAGAGGUCGCCCGCCCCCGCGCCCCCCGCGCCCCCCGCGCCCCCCGCGCCCCCCGCGCGACUCGUGGACGCGGCGGAGCUGGUGCGAGAUGCCCCCCUCUACCCACCCUUGCAAGACACCGAUGUACCUGACCUACUUGAAUCGAUCGAAACUGAACCUUCCUUCAACGACCUAGAGACUAGUAUCGAGGAGAACCACAUCCUCGUGACACCACAAGACCUCAGUAGUGCUAACACAAUACAGACUGAUGAUGUAACGAAGGUACAAAGCAAAGUAGACACGCCGAGUAGUGAUAGUGAGGAGCGGAUGAAGAGGAGCAGCGGACAAGAAUGGGAUAAGACAAAUAAGGCAGCGGACCGGCGCGUGAAGACCGGUGAUACGAUAUUGAACAUCCGCGGCGCGGUGAGGGACGCGAUAGGGGACGCGGGCGCCGCGCCCGGCCCGCGCGCCUCCUCGCGCCUCGACACCUUCGUCAUACGACCCGCGCACGCGCGCCGUCCGCACCUGCAGGACCAGCCGGCGCCUGCCAACAAUGCUCAGGCACCGCGAAGUGACAGGGAACUGCUGGUUGAGCCACACUCAAAGGCUCGCAUCCUCUGCGAUCUGGUGAACGUCACGAACCUGCGCUGGUACAAGGAUAACGAGCUCAUGUCCCUGUCGUCGUCCCCUUCUUCCGCGGAGGGAGUGUGGCGGGAAGGCGGAGAGGCGGUGGUGGGGCGAGCCACCCGCGCGGACGGCGGCGCGUGGCGCUGCGCCGGCGUCGACAGGGCUGGCAAGACUGUGUCGGGGAAGCCUACGCAGCUGCUCAUAUACGAGCCCGUUCGAUCGGUGUACCUAGCGGUGGACGGACGAAGACUAGAUGCCGGCAACACCUGGGUGCCGGUGAGGGACAAGACCGUCCUUGAGGUGCGAUGUGUAGCCGAAGGUGGAGUGCCUCAACCGGAGUUAUCGUGGCGGUUGCUGGCGUUAGAGCCAUCGCUAGACCAUCGGCCUUACCUCCGGAUACAUAGCACCAAUUAUUCCAUAGAGGGCGUGUCCCUCUCGCACGCGGUGGUGACGGCGGCGCGGGAGUUACACAACGCCACGCUGCAGUGCCACGCGCGACAGCGGACCCCCGCCGCGCCCCCGCCCGGCCCCGCGCCCGCCGCCGCUACUGCCGCGUCGCCCGCUGACACUCACACCGCGAAGCUGGAGAUACACGUCACUUACCCGCCAUCGUUCGUGAUAUCGCGCUGGCCCGGGUUCGGCGUGUCGCUGUCGGCGGGCGGCGCGGCCGCGCUGCGCUGCGACGUGGACGCCAACCCACCCGCGCGCGCCUGGUGGCUGCGGGACGACACCGACCCCACUAGCUCCCCUCCGCCAGUAGAAGCAGGAGACGAGUCCACACGAGGUUCCGCCACUCUCCGCUGGGCGACUCUACGAGCCUCACACGCCGGCUGGUAUCGCUGCCGAGCUACGUGGUUAGAUGCGGAGUAUUCUUCUAUAGGAUAUUACCUCAACGUUAUUGCUCCGGAAGAUAACGCGGAACCGGUGACGGAGUCUCAGGAUGAAGAAGAGGAGGCUGACCAUCAGAAGGUGGAGGUUCCUGUCGGAGGGAAUGUGCAGCUACACUGCCCCAAGGGCAGCGUGGGUUGCUGGUGGCGCCGAGUGGUCGGCAACUCCAGCGAGUCGUGGGCGCCGGCGGGCUCACACCAUGCACAUGGUGUAUUGGGUAUAAAGGAUGCUUUGUAUCAAGAAGGGGGGGAAUACCGGUGUGUCGGUGCUCGGGCGCCCGACUUGAAACGACUGAGGGAACUCAAAAGAGUCACGCUUAAAGUCACUGGGGGCGCGACAGCGACAGCUUUGAGCGCCGUCCCAGCCGCCGGCGGCUGGCGGCUGGAAUGCGGCGCGUGCGGCAGAAACGUCAGAGUACUGUGGGUCCGUUCCGGAGUUACGGCUCGAGCUACUCGGGCCACUUUAAAUCCGGAUUUAGCUCAACAUUGCUGGAGAGCGGUACUUCAUGUCGUAGAACCAGAUGAAGUCUGGUGUGUCGCUGCAACUCCUGGAGGAGGAGCCGUCGCUGUAUUCCCGAGACGUGCUUCUUUAGCGAACCCUAACGACCCUUCCCCUGAACCAGCUAGGAGAGCCUUACAUGCCGCGUCUUCUUCCCUAUCAUCCUCUUUUUUCCUUUCUCUGCUACCUUUACCAGCUCUCUUCUGCCGAUGAGACUUUUGCAAGUAACGAACGCGUGUUCUCAUGCGCGUAGUUCUCUGAGUUCGUUCGGGAGUCAUAGCUCGAGCUACUCGGGCUACUUUAAAUUCAGACUUAGCCCAACAUUGCUGGCGAGAAGUUUGGUGCGUUUUUGCAACUUCAGGAAAAAGAAGCUGUCGCUGUAUUCCCGAGACGGGCUCCUUUAACUAUCCCAAAUGACCCCUGAACCAGCUAGAAGAGCUUUACGCCCCUUACUUCUUUCGCUUCAUCUUCAUUUCUCCUAUUUCUGCUACCUUUACCAGCUCUCUUCUGCCGAUGAGGCUUUUGGAAGUAAAAUGUGUUCCCAUGAGCGUAGUUAGGUAAAAGAACCGUCUAUGUAAUAGAUGAUUUAUGUGUGAACGAUGGUAAUGGCAAUAAUGGCGUCGUAAUAAGGGCCAGAUUUAAGGAAAAGGCGGCGAAACUGUGGCCCAGGGGUUUCCACAAUAAAGAUAAAAAUAACUAAAUAUCGAUAAGUCACCAACCAAGAGGAGUAGAUCGCGUAGUCGGGGUUGUCAGAUUAUAAAAUUGGAGCCCCCACGCCUUCUUUACCCCAGGGCCAACACAUCUCUUAAUCUGGCUCUGGUUCAAAUAAACAUUUAACUGAUUGUAUAGUAUGCAAAGUUUAAGAGAUAUUUUUAGACGACAUUAUAGCACUGUGUUUUAGUAAAAGAAAUACGAAACGGAAAUGCACAGUUUGAAAUUUAAAUCACGCUGACUCUAAAAAAAGUCACGUUUAAUAUAAUUAUACUGUUAAUGUCAAAGAUGUUGAUGUCUAUUUAAACAAACAGCGGCAUUUUUGGUCCUGUAAUGAUUGAUGUAAGAAUAUCGUACUCGGUUAUAAAGUUAGCCGAGUCGGAACUCUCAAAUUGCUUCUAAUUUAGAAUUUGAAAGGCGCCAUGGGAAUUGUGAAUAAAAGAAACUUUUAACGGUCAAAGCCGGUCGUCAAUUUGAAGCUAACAAGGUAGCAAUUGUAAGCGAAAACUUGAACAAUUUAUGAGGAGGCACAAUGUUAACGCUCUUGUGAACAUGACUUUUCAACACCGCGCUGCGAGGGACCGUUCCAAAAUAGUUUUAAAUGAAUGUUUUUAUAUGAAUAUAACCAAGUAGUUGGUCCCUUGUAGCGCUGUGGUGAAACUAAAGUUGAGGAAUACUCUCCCCCGUCCUAUUUAUAAACGGGUUAUUGCGAAUGUAAGCUCGUUACCCCUAUUCUAGUCUUCGUAGUGUACUAUAAUCAUAAUUGGUCUUUAGUGUACCUAUCUAUCCUUAGAACCAGUCCCCUGCGGAAAACCAAAUGCUAGUGUUUAAGAUUUUACAUUUAUACAUUGAUAUAACUUCGUUGUUUUGUUAUCUUGAAUAUUGAUUUUUCAUUAAGUUUUUUUGAACGUCUUUGAAAAAUUUCCUUAUGCAUAAUACCGCAAAUAAUAACUCAAAAAAGUUAAUAAAUAUUAUUCAAAUCAACAUUACGGAGUAAAAGUAAAGGUAUACGGAAUGUGAUUUCUCAUACAUAAUAAUUCCAAACAGUUAAAAUCUGUAGGAGAAUAUUUUAAAAAAUCAAAUUAAAGCAACCAAACAACGAAGUUUAUCGCUAAUAUAAUAAGUAUCUCAUUCUUGUAUAAUAAUUUUACUUCAUAUAACUGUUACGUACUCGUAUAAUCUUGAACCGGUAUUUCGUUACAUUAGGGCGGGCGGGUACUCCCGUCGUCCCGCCCGGAUAACGCAGUAUUGUGUUUGAUUAAGUGUUUGUUAUACAACAAUACCCCACAUUAGACCUUAUUUCUGUCGCAUCCUUUGCUUCGUGUCCCCAAUUUCCUAUUGUUAACUUAUUUUGUAGCGUAUUCAUGAAACAGGAAGCUGAUGUGCCAAAUUGUUGAUAUUGAAAAAUAAAGUAUUACAAAAUUUUAAUGUUAUGUUCUAUAGUGUCUUCUGAAAGUGAAAAUUUUGUGUAAUGUGAACACCAAUUGAAUUUAGUCUUAUUUAUAUUGAAAUAGUCAAGAUAGACUAUUUCGUUGCCUAUGUCAAUGAAACUUAUUCUGUAUGUUUGAAUUAAAUCGGUUCAAGCAUAAAGAAUAGAGUUUAAUCGGCCGUAGGUGUAUAUUUUAUAUAUAGAUGUCAAGGUCUUAAAUAAAAUAUUAAUACUUUAUGUAUCAUAGCUUAAAAUAAAUCAUGUAAAUUUCGAUGUCAAUUUUAGACGUUCGCUUAGUGCGGACCAGGUUUUGUAUGAACGGGUAAUUUGCUACCACAAUUUUUGCAACAACUCUGUAGUAGUGUAAAUGUAAAUUUUUAUCAAACGUUUGAUGUUAUAAUGUUAUCGAUGGUUAGUUGUAUCUUGUGUUUAGUCUAUAUUUCUUUGUACUUUUCCCUUCUCUUUAGUAUUUUUCGAUGAUUCUCUUUGAAGUGACAAAAAUAUUGAAAUAAAAGCUCAGUCAAUAUUUUAUGCCAGCUUGAUUGACAAAUUGACAUGUUACACUGAGGUGAGAUUAUUCACAUCACCCUUAAAAAUGAACUCGACGAACGUGUUUAAGUAAAGUUGUAUUUAAUUUCACGCAGUUCAAAAUUUACAUCAAAUGUUAAAAAGCAGUAAGAGAUAAAUUAUGAUCGUAGUUCUAGCCAGUCCACUUUUGUAGCCUCAUUUGUACUAUAUUUCGAACAUAUGAAACUGAUAGCCAUUGUGCCAUAUUGACAUGUUCCAAUCCUUACAUCGAUCGUGAUCAUCGAAACUCAUUUAUUAAAAGAAACUAAAUGAUUCACAAACCUUUAUUUUUGUUGUGGUGUCACCUCUCAAUUUUGUAGUUGAUUAUUAUCUCUUAUAGCAGAUUAUUAUGAGUCGUUAUUGUUGUUAAGAAUUGUGAUAUCAUCGGAGGUGCGGGAGUGUCGCGGAAAAUAUAAUAAUAUUAAUAUUGAAAGAAAAUCUAUAAACGGUGUCACUAAGGAGAAUUUAAAAACAGUAAAUAUUAGUUUAGUUAGGACAUAGUGAGAUAUGUGUAUUUUUGUAUUUAAAACGAAAGGUCAAUUGCGAGAUGAUUUUUGACAAAAGAGUAUAAUAAUUCAGUUAUGUAUUUGAGAAGUGUAACAUGUAAACAUCCGUCCAUUGCGGAAUUCGUAGAUAGUUAAGGAUCUAAGUAGCUCCCUUAUCUUCUAGACCUAUCCUCGACCUAACUGAUGUUAAUUAGCAGUUUUACUAGACGAUUAUAUCUCUUGUUGUACUAUUGGAUUUGUAUUUUUUGUGUUUUCUUCUCUUUCACUCCAACACACUUCGGCGUUAGUGCUGUUCUUAUAUUACUACUGUCGCAUAUUAGAGCCACUCCGCGGCCCCCGCUCCUCCUGUGUGUUUACUUGGAUGAUGUAUUAAUAUUAUUGUAAAUAUCGUACAGUCAAUAGCAUAAGCACCAGUAAUGUCGAUUGUGGAAUUUGAGACAGCAUGAGAUUUUAGAUUAUUAACGAUAUCAACAGAUUAUUUUUCAAGAUGUUGACUGUGCGAUAAAAAAAAAUCCACUGUAUCAAAAAUGAUUUGUAAGUUUUCGUAUUUAGCGUCCAUUUUGAUACGAUCGAGUAUCGCGUCUCGGUGCCAAUAAAUAAUUUAAUAGGUCAUAAUAAUAAUAUAUAUUUACAUUAUUAAUAUACAUUUUAUUGUUUACUUUGAUAUUGAAUGUACAGAAUCCAUAAUAUUCAUCGCCAUGUGUUUAUGGAAACUCGUAUACUGGAUAAAUAAACUAUAAAAACACAUU
This is a messenger RNA of Chilo suppressalis (striped riceborer), 6313 nucleotides long. NCBI's taxonomy places the organism in Eukaryota, Metazoa, Arthropoda, Insecta, Lepidoptera, Crambidae. The record is from the annotation of a GenBank genome assembly.